UCCCAUUUUUAACACUGGUAUUUUACUUGUUUGUUUUAGGAUCUCUGUAUGGUAUAAUGCAGUUAUUUUCCAGCACGUUUGUGGGCUGCUGGAGUGAUAUAGUGGGAAGACGGUAUUCCCUGCUUGCUUGUAUUCUUCUCAGUGCACUGGGGUACUUCCUUCUUGGAAUAUCCACCACUGUGCUCCUGUUUGCCAUUUCUAGAGUCCCUGUAGGUAUUUUCAAACACACACUCUCCAUCUCUAAAGCCCUGCUCUCUGACUUGGUUUCGGAGAGGGACCGCCCUUUGGUAAUGGGACGCUUCAAUGCAGCCUCCAGUGUGGGCUUCAUUCUGGGGCCUGUUGUUGGUGGCUACCUUACAGAAUGGGAAGAUGGCUUUUAUCGAACGUCCUUCAUCUGUGCCUCUAUCUUCCUCCUGAAUGCUGGUCUUGUGUGGAUGUUGCCCUGGAGUGAAGAAAACAGUGGCAAUAGGGAACAUCAACAAGCCACCAAAGGAACAGACAGUUUCUCAGCAAAAGCCAACUGUGACCUGCAUGUGAAAUCAGCAACUAAUGGAGCUGUGGCGAGCAACAGCCUCUUCCAGUCUCCCUGGACCCAAGUUGCAACAGUGCUGAGGAGGAUUAAAGGAAUUGCCUGCUCUGAUCUGUGGGAUAUAUUUUUAGUGCGGUUGCUGAUGUCUGUUGCUAUACUGCUGUACUACAGCAAUUUUAGUUUGGCCUUGGAGGAGAGGUUUGGGGUGAAACCCCUGUUUGCUGGAUACCUGAUGAGCUACAGCAGCGCCCUGGGAGUGCUGGCUGGCUGUCUGCUGGGACCAAUAACAAGACUCUAUCAGCACAACACUUACAGACUUCUGCUGCACUCCAGCACUCUCACCUGCACGCUGAUCCUCCUGUAUGCCUCAGCACUCAGCAUAUGGCUGGUUGUUCUGUCUUCCACGUUCUUGGCCUUUUCCACCACUAUAGGUCGUACUUGUAUCAUUGACCUGGAGCUGAGCAUUGGUGGGAAUGAGGCCAGUGGCACGCUCCUUGGUGUUGGACAGUCUGUCACCUCAGUGGGACGUAUAGUUGCCCCGCUCCUUUCUGGAAUUUCUCAGGAGUUCAGUCCCUGUGGCCCUCCCAGUUUAGGGGUUGGACUGGCUUUAGUAGCCAUUCUGGUAAUGAAUGUGAACAAACAGAAAUACUGCAGCCGUGGAAAUGUUAAGCUGAAAAACCAAUAG
This is a messenger RNA of Merops nubicus (carmine bee-eater), 1214 nucleotides long. It is a transcript of the gene SLC67A2, whose product is annotated as major facilitator superfamily domain containing 9. The transcript is spliced from 4 exons. Gene Ontology annotation, biological process: transmembrane transport. Gene Ontology annotation, molecular function: transmembrane transporter activity. Gene Ontology annotation, cellular component: membrane. The annotation marks the transcript as partial. NCBI's taxonomy places the organism in Eukaryota, Metazoa, Chordata, Aves, Coraciiformes, Meropidae. The record is from RefSeq and is a predicted model, not a curated record.